Molecule: messenger RNA, 482 nt
Organism: Penaeus vannamei (Pacific white shrimp)
Lineage: Eukaryota; Metazoa; Arthropoda; Malacostraca; Decapoda; Penaeidae
Source: RefSeq, a predicted model, not a curated record
CAGUGAUUACAAAGCUUAUGGUUCAAUGUUUCCGACAGAUGAAGUUCUUAAUCGUUGCGACGCUGCUGGCGCUCGGGGUGGCAACAGCCUCAUCAGCCCUGGUGGAUGAGUCAGAGCCUGCUACCGCUGCCGUAAAGAUCCUGGGCGGAUACGUGACCCGGACCCGUUUCACCACAUUGUUUUCCACGACCCUCAAGACCUGCAUCACGCAAGUGGGCCAAAAUGCCCAGUGCCAAGGACGAAAGAAGAGGGAGGCCAAGGCCUUGAACGAAAACCUCAUGGCCGCCGACAACGUGCGCGAAGUCCUCCUGGACUCCUCUCAAGGCGAGAAGGUCGAGGCCGUCGGUCCCCAGGCGGCAAGCUCUUCGUCUCCCUCAAUAGCUUCACACCUUGGACGACCGUGUCCCACCGUGUCCCUCCUUCCCCCCCGAGGGCCUCACGUACGCCUUCUGUUGAGCGCUGACGAGCAAUUCGGAUGCUGA